Messenger RNA from Drosophila bipectinata, 1184 nucleotides. RefSeq names its product protein CDV3 homolog. The record is from RefSeq and is a predicted model, not a curated record. Gene Ontology annotation, cellular component: cytoplasm. NCBI's taxonomy places the organism in Eukaryota, Metazoa, Arthropoda, Insecta, Diptera, Drosophilidae.
AUUUCAUUUACAGCCUCGCUUUUCUCUGUCCCUCUGGCCGCACUACAAAAUUCUCAGCACAGCAGCGAAGCAAAUUUUUGUGGUUAAAUUGCAAAAAAAAUGGCCGAAUUGGACGAUUUCUUCGCGAAAAAGGACAAGAAGAAGUCCAAGAACAAGACGAAGUUCGUGACGGCCGAUGAGCUAGUUAAGAACCUGGAAGACGGCAGCAAGCGAGAGGUGGUCAAGCCGAAGAAACCCGAGUUACCAGCGGGCGCUGGCGGCGUGGCAGGGCCAGGCGAAAACGAGAGCAGCAAAGUGCAAGAGUCCGCCCAGCCCGUGGAGGAGGAGUGGAAAGAGUUCGAGGAGGAGCAGCGCAAGGACUAUAGCGGCCUCAAGAUUGGCCAACUGAGCACCAUAACCGUAAACGAGUCAGAGUCCUCGAGGAUCCCCUCUGCCCCGGAAGGUGGUGGCAGUUAUGACGACGACGAAGAUGAUAGCAACGGCUAUGGGAAUGACGAAACGGGCGAGACUCGUGCCGGGCACGGUCCCUGGAAGAAGCUGAUCCCUGCUGAGGAGGUCACGCAGAUCCCUGUGGAGGUGGAAAAGCCGUCAUUGUCCAAGGUCUAUGUUUCCCCCGCGUUACGUUACAGCCAACAAGCCGGAAGCGGUAUUAGCAGCGGUGGCGGUAUCGGAGGCGGUCUGCGUCCUAGGCGAGCUGCUCCGGACAUCACCAACACGGAGUUCUUCCCCACGUUGAACGCAGCGCGUCCGGAGGAACAGCGCAAAAAGAAAAACGAACCCGCCUUUGAAGAAGUCCGUCACGGAGGCCGCUUUCAGCGCGUACAGGAAACCACUAAUGCUCCGGUGGCGGCCACCAAUCGAUUCCAGUCGCUUGACGACGAAGCUAGCUAGGUUCCAGCUGGCGCUGUUGCGGCUGCUGUUGCUGGCCCCUAAGGGAGUCUGCUGCUGAGCUCAAGUCAUUGGAUGGGUUCUGCCAGCCAGUAGCCAGUAGCACCCGCAAUCCUUCUAGGCUUUUCGAUUCAUCUAAACCUACUCUACUUUGCUACUACUCUAACCCAAGUCCACAGGAAGCCACACUAUUGUUCAUUUCGUUUUGCAUUUUUUAAAAGUAUGGAAUCAAUGUAAUAGAAUACGAAUAAUAGCCAUGCGUUGAACUCCGUUUAUAAAAAUCACUUUUUUUAAAA